AUGCAUCCAGCCGAUGUUGAGAAAACAUAUGGAUCACCUUCUUUGCGUUGUGUGAGCCCGUUUGAGCUCGAAAACAUACCGACCGAGUCUAGUCAUGAUGCCGUUCUCGAGGCCAAGUCGCAGUCGAAGUUGGAGCGCUGGUUAGCUCGCUUCAAUGUGGAGACACGGGGAAUUGGAAGGAUUUCUGUGGAAGAGCGAGAGCCGGUCACAGCGUCGACAUCGUUGCAUAUGUUUUUGAUGUGGUUUAGCAUGGCUUUGGCUAUCAACAACAUCAUUGUCGGGUCUUUGGGGACCCAUUUGCUAGGUCUAAGUUUCAAGGAUGCAGCCUUGUGUGCAGUUUUCGGCAACUUGACAGGCGUUGCGGUAGUUGGCUAUAUGAGCACUUGGGGUCCGCGGAGUGGAAAUCGCACCUUGAUCGUCAGUCGAUACUUCAUGGGCUACUACCCGAGCAAAGUCUGCUGUGCACUGAAUAUUCUUACCAAUAUUGGUUAUAGCAUGAUCAACAGUGUGAUCGGAGGUCAGAUCCUAUCGAAGGUUUCUGGAGAACAUAUCUCCGUGCUGGUGGGUAUCGUGGUUGUUGCGAUGACAAGCUGGGUGAUGGCAAUGGUUGGCAUGCGCAUAUUCCAAAUAUAUGAACGAUUUGCAUGGCUUCCUCAACUAAUAGUGCUAUGCGUGAUGCUGGGCUCCGCCGUCCCUCGUUUCAACUUUAAAGUUCAUACCGAGUACACAACAGAGCAUCUAAAUGCAAAGCGUAUCACAUAUUUUUCUCUCUGCGCGUCCAUCGCUCUCGCUUGGGCUCCGCUCGCCGCCGACUACUUCGUUUACUACCCACCGCAUGUCAAGCGCUGGAAGACAUUUACCGUCACCACAUUGGGAUGUGGUCACGCUAUGAUAAUUACGCUGCUGAUUGGCAAUGGACUGGGCACUAUACUCGCGACUUCGCCCUCUUACCUCGUCAAAUACGGCAACACCCCUGGUGGUCUUCUGAUGACAGGUUAUGAUUCCCUCGGAGGUUUUGGGAAGUUCUGUGCCGUGGUUAAUGUUCUCGCACUCGUUGCAAACAAUACUCCGGGCGCUUACUCCAUGGGAAUGAAUUUUCAAAUGUUGGGCGACUGGUUCCAAAAAGUCCCGCAGCCUGUUUUCACGACUCUCACCACUGUGAUUUAUACCGCCUGCGCGAUGGGCGGACGUAACUCCUUGUAUCAAAUCUUCAAGGGCUUCCUGCCACUGAUUGGAUAUUGGAUCGUCAUCUGGAUAGUCAUUGUGGUGGAGGAAGAUAUGUUCUUCCGAAGACAAGGGUACGAUUGGGCUGCUUGGAACAACCCGCAGAAGCUACCAUUGGGAAUUGCCGCUGGAGUUGCUUUUCUGAUUGGAUGGGGAGGUGCGAUCGUCGGCAUGGACCAAGCAUAUUAUUCCGGCGUCAUUGCUCAAGUGACCGGUGGCUCGGAUCUCGGACUAUGGGUCGGAGCAGGGUUCACCGCAGUAGUAUUCCCACCGUUGAGAGUAUUCGAGAAGUGGUACAUUGGCCGCUAA
This is a messenger RNA of Penicillium odoratum, 1533 nucleotides long. RefSeq lists its product as uncharacterized. The transcript is spliced from 4 exons. The record is from RefSeq and is a predicted model, not a curated record. Gene Ontology annotation, biological process: transmembrane transport. Gene Ontology annotation, cellular component: plasma membrane; fungal-type vacuole membrane. Gene Ontology annotation, molecular function: transmembrane transporter activity. NCBI's taxonomy places the organism in Eukaryota, Fungi, Ascomycota, Eurotiomycetes, Eurotiales, Aspergillaceae. The coding region runs from base 1 to 1533 and encodes 510 amino acids.